UCACAAGCGCAGGUGCAAACGUGGUACGGCAGUGAUCGCUGCAGCUUGUUAGUGUGACCAACCGCGUGGUCCAAAAAGCCAGAACAGCAAGAUAUCGACAGACUGAGUUCACGACCUCUCAGUCACACCAACGACGUCUCUACCGUCCCAAGAUGUUUUCCAAGAAAGAGAAGGACGUUCAAGCGUCUCCAGAUCUCAAUGGACAGAAGGCAGCACCACAGUACGAUGGCAACUAUCAUGAAGAAGUCCCCGAGCUCGCUCAAUGCCCGCCGCACACGACCGAGGCCAAGUUGGUCCGGAGAAUCGAUCUCCACGUCAUUCCGUUCCUCUGUGUCAUGUAUUUGCUAGCUUUCUUGGACCGUGUCAACAUUGCCAACGCCAAUGUAUUCGGUCUCUCGACGGAUCUUGACUUACACAGCAACCGUUACAACAUUGCUUUGGUCAUCUUCUUCGUCCCGUACAUCCUCUUCGAAAUCCCUUCCAAUGUCAUAUUGAAGAAGCUCAAGCCAAGAGUCUGGCUCUCCAUCUGCAUGUUUGGCUUCGGACUCGUCACCAUGCUUCAAGGCUUCGUCCAGAACUACUCCGGUCUUCUGGCUACGCGCUUCUUCCUUGGUGUUUGCGAAACGGGCAUGUUCCCUGGAGCGUUCUACCUUAUUGGCAUGUGGUAUCGUCGCCACGAAGCUCAGAAGCGUUACUCAUUCUUCUUUUCUUCAACCACUCUCGCCGGCGCUUUCGGAGGUCUGCUUGCCAGUGCCAUCGGAAAAAUGGAUGGUUUGAGGGGCUACAGAGGCUGGCGUUGGAUUUUUAUCCUCGAGGGCCUUCUUACCGUCAUUGUCUCAUUCCUCUUCUUCUUCAUGCUGCCCAACUUUCCCGAGGAGUCGAAGUGGCUCUCCGAGGAUGAGCGCGCCUUCAUCAAAGCGCGUCUGCAGAUCGAUCAAGGCAAGUCUGCACACGAUCGAAAGAUGACAAUCGGCGACGUUGGGCGCGUUUUCAAGGACCCGAAGGUCACGAUUGGCGGCUUCAUGUACUUUGGUCUCAUCGUCCCGGCAUAUGGUUAUGCGUACUUCAGCCCGGCCAUCAUCCAGUCUUACGGCUACAGUCCCAUUCAGACUCAACUGCACUCCGUUCCGCCGUGGGCUGCGGCCUUCGGCUUCUCCAUGUUGGUCGCGUGGUUCUCCGACAGACUGAAGCACCGAUUCUUGUUCACCAUCUUCCCGAUCUGUGUUUGCAUCACGGGUUUUGCAAUUCUCAUCUCGGUCCACAACAACCCGGAUCUUCAGUAUGCGGCAUUGUUCCUGGUCGCUAUGGGCGCAUACACUGCUAUGCCUGUCAUUGUUUGUUGGUUCAACAUGAAUCUUGGUGGCCACCAUCGUCGCUCUGUAGGAUCUGCAUGGCAGGUCGGCUUUGGCAACAUUGGCGGAAUCAUCGCUGUAUUCGCGUUUCUGAAGAAGGAUGCCCCAAGAUACAUUCCGGGAUACUCGAUCUCUAUCGCCUUUGUGUGCUUCAGUGCGCUCAGUUGCUGCCUGUACUUUGUCGCAUGUUCGUGGCAGAAUCGAUCGAGGGAGAAGAGUGUAAGAGACGUCGGCUUGACGGAGUACGAGAAGACGGAAUUGGGUGAUUUGAACCCAGACUACAGGUAUCAGCUGUAGACGGAGGUGGAAGAGAGUAGGUAAUGGCUGGAGAGCGUUAG
Molecule: messenger RNA, 1690 nt
Organism: Macroventuria anomochaeta
Lineage: Eukaryota; Fungi; Ascomycota; Dothideomycetes; Pleosporales; Didymellaceae
Product: MFS general substrate transporter
Exons: 4
Coding region: 153-1649 (498 amino acids)
Biological process (GO): transmembrane transport
Cellular component (GO): plasma membrane
Molecular function (GO): transmembrane transporter activity
Source: RefSeq, a predicted model, not a curated record